Phaethon lepturus (White-tailed tropicbird) is the source of this 1650-nucleotide messenger RNA. It is a transcript of the gene CNOT6L, whose product is annotated as CCR4-NOT transcription complex, subunit 6-like. Lineage: Eukaryota; Metazoa; Chordata; Aves; Phaethontiformes; Phaethontidae. The transcript has 11 exons. Gene Ontology annotation, cellular component: cytoplasm; CCR4-NOT complex; nucleus. Gene Ontology annotation, molecular function: poly(A)-specific ribonuclease activity; protein binding. Gene Ontology annotation, biological process: nuclear-transcribed mRNA poly(A) tail shortening. The record is from RefSeq and is a predicted model, not a curated record. Bases 1 to 1650 code for a protein of 549 amino acids.
AUGCCAAAGGAAAAAUAUGAUCCUCCAGAUCCUCGCAGAAUUUACACCAUCAUGUCAGCGGAAGAGGUAGCCAAUGGGAAGAAGUCGCACUGGGCUGAAUUAGAGAUCUCGGGUAGAGUGCGGAGCUUAAGUACGUCGCUUUGGUCGCUGACGCACUUGACUGCUCUGCACCUCAAUGACAAUAAUCUUACUCGCAUUCCACCUGAUAUUGCCAAGCUUCAUAACCUGGUUUACCUGGAUCUGUCAUCCAACAAACUCAGAAGUUUACCAGCAGAACUAGGAAACAUGGUAUCUCUCAGGGAAUUGCUUUUAAAUAACAAUCUGUUACGGGUUUUGCCUUAUGAACUUGGACGGCUCUUCCAGCUACAAACCCUAGGUUUGAAAGGCAAUCCUUUAUCACAAGAUAUUCUCAGCCUCUACCAGGAUCCGGACGGAACUCGAAAGCUACUGAACUACAUGCUUGACAAUCUAGCAGUUCAUCCAGAGCAGCUGCCUCCAAGGCCAUGGAUUACUUUAAAAGAACGAGACCAAAUUCUGCCCUCAGCUUCAUUCACAGUUAUGUGUUACAAUGUCUUGUGUGAUAAAUAUGCCACCCGGCAGCUCUACGGCUACUGCCCGUCUUGGGCGCUCAACUGGGAGUAUAGAAAAAAGGGAAUCAUGGAAGAAAUCGUCAACUGUGAUGCAGAUAUCAUUAGCCUUCAGGAAGUGGAAACAGAGCAAUACUUCACCCUUUUUCUGCCAGCCUUGAAAGAACGAGGAUACGAUGGAUUCUUUUCUCCAAAGUCACGUGCCAAAAUCAUGUCGGAGCAGGAGAAGAAGCAUGUGGAUGGCUGUGCAAUAUUCUUCAAAACUGAAAAAUUUACGCUGGUGCAGAAGCAUACAGUGGAGUUCAACCAAGUGGCGAUGGCUAACUCCGAAGGUUCAGAAGCUAUGUUAAACAGAGUGAUGACAAAGGACAACAUCGGAGUUGCCGUGGUGUUAGAGGUGCACAAGGAGUUAUUUGGAGCAAGUAUGAAAUCACUUCAUGUGGACAAACAGCUGCUUAUUGUGGCCAACGCCCACAUGCACUGGGACCCCGAAUACUCGGACGUGAAGCUCAUUCAGACUAUGAUGUUUGUCUCGGAACUGAAAAAUAUCCUCGAGAAAGCCUCAAGCAGGCCCGGUAGCCCAACAGCAGAUCCUAACUCUAUCCCUCUGGUGCUGUGUGCGGAUCUCAACUCAUUGCCCGAUUCAGGUGUAGUGGAAUACUUAAGCAACGGCAUAGUAGCUGACAACCACAAGGACUUCAAGGAGUUGCGUUACAACGAGUGUCUCAUGAACUUCAGUGGCAAUGGAAAAAACGGGGCUUCUGAAGGAAGAAUUACGCACGGCUUCCAACUCAAGAGCGCCUACGAAAACAACUUGAUGCCUUACACCAAUUACACUUUUGAUUUCAAAGGUGUGAUUGACUACAUUUUCUAUUCCAACACUCACAUGAACGUGCUUGGUGUCCUGGGGCCUUUGGACCCUCAGUGGCUGGUUGACAACAACAUCACUGGGUGUCCACACCCUCACAUCCCUUCAGACCACUUCUCACUGUUAACACAACUCGAACUCCAUCCUCCGCUCCUGCCUCUUGUCAACGGUGUGCACUUGCCUAACAGGAGGUAG